AUGGCGGCGACCAGAGCUCAAGCAGAGGCCUCCCACUCGACGCCCUCUUCAACUCCGGCCAAGGAUGUGAGCUCCACGCCACCGACAGGGUCCGCCGCGCCUGCUCGCCGCACCACGACCAGGACCCGCAAGAUCCCCAGCCGCCUGCUGCCCUCGCCUUCUCCUCCACCCUCUCGGCCAAGCUCUUACCACAACCCGAGCAAGGCCGCAAGGGGUGGUAAAGAGGGCGGAAGCCUUCCCACCACACCCAUGACCAACCCCGGCGGCAGCAUGGGCGGCAGCAGCAGGGCAAAGAAGAGUUCGCGCAACAGCGUCGGGUCGGCUGCCAACACCCCUGCCUCUGGCACCGAGCUUGGCACCUCGAGCAGCGCGCUCGCGGACGGAGAUGAAGAUACCUCCGCCGAGACUCUUGGACUCGGAAAGAGGAAGAGACGGCCCAGCUCAAUGAUCCAAGCGCCUUCGACCUUGACCGCAUCGGACGCACCAUCGCCUUCGGCGCAGCAAGUCGGCAAGGGCAAGAAGCGAUCUGACACGACCAGUGCCGAACUCGAGAAAGAUCGCGGCUCCGUGACUCGUGGCGUUCCGCCCAGCACAACCGCCAAGUCUCGCGGGCGGCUCUCGCGAGGUGGCAGCGAGAGGAGAUCCGGGCAGUCCGCUCUGUUGGAGCAGAACCCGGACGACUCCGACGGGGGCUUCUAUGCUGGUUCGGCAAUGGAAGACUCGGACUUGGAGUUGGAGGUACCGACGGCGCAGCAUCGAGCCCUGAGCUCUUCUGGCGGCCUCCAGCUACCGGGAUCUCUGCAGGAAUCGGAACUCUCGCCACCUCCCCUGCUGCCGAGGUGCGGGUCGGCCGCCCGCAUCCGUAUGCCUCGGGAACUGGCGCAACCGGCCACAUUUACCAAGGGUGGCCUCGUCAGCGUCUCGCCCGACUCCUCCGGCAAGCGGGCCAAGUCUGGCCUACAGGUCUUUGGCGGCCACUGGGGCAGUGGUUGGUCGCCGCACCGCGCGCCCGGUUGUCUGCCCAAGGUCGGCAACAACGGUGCCUCCACCUCGUCUUCGCAACACCCCUGGAGGAUGCAUGAGGACCGCUCGGCAGCUGGCGACGGCUACCUCAAGGUGUCCGGGCCGCGCAACGGCUUCGCCGCUUUCGACCGUGGCUUCAACUUCGCGGCUGCGCCGCUCGGGUCCGGCCAAGUUCUCUCCGACGUAGGCUCGGAUCAAGAGGACGAUGAGGAGGACUUCCACCAAGCAAUGCUCGACGGCGACUUCGACAUGUUCGACUCUCAAAAGUCUGAAGGCCGGGCCUGGGCACCGGCUCUGGACCACAAGGGCGAUGCAAGCUACGCGGACGACACGCCGGCCACCACUCCGCGGAGCCCUCAGUCUCACUGCGAGAUGUCGAUGCCAGACAGCCCGGGCUCGCUCAGCGACAACGGCAAGGCCAGGGCCGACAAGGAAGGCUCCUCCGACUCUGCCAGCGCUCGCGCGGCUGCUUUCGCCGCCGUCCAGGACGCCGUCUUUGCCCAUGCCCUGCCCACGACGCUGGUUGGUGCCGACAAGCCUCACCAGCACGCGGGCUCCUUGACGCUGUCGUUGCCCUACUCGCCCGACGUCGUCGCCUCGCCGAAGCUGCGCCAUGUCGAAAAGGAGACCGCCAUGGACAUCGACGCCGACAAGGCCGACUCGGCGACCGACUGCUUCGCUACGCCCAUCGUGUCCCGUCGACUCCACGUGCCUGGGACUGAGGCCAAGGCGGCUGGUAUCCCGAUGACGAUGAAGUUCGGCGGCCUGGGCGAGGAUGCUCCCGGUGCAUCGCAGUUCUUGCAGUUCAGUCCAGGCAUCGAGAUGGACUCGCCGCUACUCGGUCUCGAACUGGCUGCUGGCAAGGCCUCAGAGCCCAGCAGCCCUUUGGUGAUGGCGGCCGCCAACGAAGGAGCGAUCGAUGCACCCGCUGCCAUGUCGUUGGACGAAGCGGCUGCGCCCAAAGCUGGACCUGCGCCGAAGCUCAGCACUGCGGCUCCUGCCGCCGUAGUCAGCAAGGUGGCCGAUCCGAGCCCCACCGCAGCACCUGCCUCGAACGCCUCAAACGCCUCAAACGUCGUGGAAGAGGCCAAGCCAAGCAGCAACACAAUGCUCGUGCGAAGGACUGCGCCUAAUCACCCGCCUCCGCGGCACAUCAGCUUCACUGUCCGCAGUGUCGAUCCGAUGCCUGUGUCCACCGGUCCCUCGAGGAUGGUGGUACCGCCCAGCCGCCCGGCGAUGCCGCUCCAGAUGCAGAAGCCGGCUCCGACCCCGAGCCUGCCACCUCCACCGCCACAGCCCCAGAUGGCGGCCACGACGACAACGACGGGGGCGGCGCCUGCGGCGACGGUUUCGGCGGUGACGACCCCGGCCAUGGAUCGAACGCCGGAGCUGGUCUACAGCGGGGGCAGCACGUCGUCCGAGGCUAGCUCCGGCUCCGCGAGCCCUGCGUCGCGGACGGACAGCGACAUGGCUGCAGACGCCGAGGUCGAGAGCCUGCUCUUCGGCCCGCCGGAGAAGCUCGACCUGCGCGAGCUCGAUCAGGUGUGGGGCGGGCCUGCACAGACUCAGGUCGAGGCCAGCGGCCUUGUGUCGAAGCCGGACGUCAAGGCCAACCUCUCGGCGAGCUCGACCCCCGCAGCCGCCAUGACGACCAGCCUUCGCCGCGCCAAGGUCACUCACCUGCAACACCUCGACCUGAUGUCCAAGCAGGGCGGAGCGUAG
This is a messenger RNA of Pseudozyma flocculosa PF-1, 2745 nucleotides long. RefSeq lists its product as uncharacterized. The transcript has 2 exons. Lineage: Eukaryota; Fungi; Basidiomycota; Ustilaginomycetes; Ustilaginales; Ustilaginaceae. Bases 1 to 2745 code for a protein of 914 amino acids. The record is from RefSeq and is a predicted model, not a curated record.